Molecule: messenger RNA, 1935 nt
Organism: Alexandromys fortis (reed vole)
Lineage: Eukaryota; Metazoa; Chordata; Mammalia; Rodentia; Cricetidae
Gene: Cyb561d2
Product: cytochrome b561 family member D2
Exons: 4
Coding region: 185-853 (222 amino acids)
Cellular component (GO): endoplasmic reticulum
Molecular function (GO): transmembrane monodehydroascorbate reductase activity; heme binding
Source: RefSeq, a predicted model, not a curated record
CAUUUUGGGAUUUGUAGUUUUACUUGUCCUCACGCAUUCCCACCUGACCGGUGCGAUCAGUACCACUUCAAAUACAGGUGUUUAGUACUGGGCCAGUGGCGCAAUGGAUUACGCGUCUGAUUACGGAUCAGAAGAUUCAAAUACAGGUGUUUGACAGGCUGUACAGCUAUCAGCUGGGCUGACCAUGGCCCUUUCUGUGGAGACGGAGUCGCACAUCUACCGAGCUCUGCGCACUGCCUCUGGGGCUGCAGCCCACCUUGUGGCCUUGGGCUUUACCAUCUUUGUGACUGUACUUGCCAGACCUGGCUCCAGUCUAUUCUCCUGGCACCCUGUUCUUAUGUCUCUGGCUUUCUCCUUCCUGAUGACCGAGGCUCUCCUGAUGUUUUCUCCGGAGAGUUCACUGCUGCGUUCCCUCUCACGGAAGGUCCGAGCACGCUGCCACUGGGUGCUUCAGCUGCUAGCCCUACUCUGUGCCCUGUUGGGUCUAGGGCUUGUCAUCCUCCACAAAGAGCAGCUUGGCAAAGCACACCUGGCCACCCGACAUGGGCAGGCAGGGCUGUUAGCUGUGCUGUGGGCAGGUCUGCAGUGCUCAGGGGGCGUGGGGCUGCUCUACCCCAAGUUGCUGCCCCGAUGGCCCCUGGCAAAGCUGAAACUCUACCAUGCCACUUCUGGGUUGGUGGGCUACCUGCUGGGUAGUGCCAGCCUCCUGCUGGGCAUGUGCUCAUCCUGGUUUACUGCUGCUGUCACUGGUGGUGCUUGGUACCUGGCUCUGCUGUGCCCUGUCCUCACCAGCUUGGUAAUCAUGAACCAAGUGAGCAAUGCCUACCUAUACCGCAAGAGGAUCCAACCAUGACCUUCCCAGAUACCAGGAAGCCUGGAUUUGCACCUCAGCAUAGGACCUGGGGCUAGAAACCUGCUUGACCCUCUGUCAGGGAACAUUCAGGUACUAGGGCACUCGGGUAGAUGGGUGACAUUUCUGCUCCUGUGCUGGAGUGCCCUCCCUUUUCUUGCUAUCAGCUCAGGGGAGCCCGAAUCAUGUGUCUGAUGAAGUUGGGGUUGCAACACUGUCUCCCCAGCCAUACAGCUUAGAUUUGUAUUGGUAUGUCCAGAAUCACAGAUGAAAAAAGUAAAAUAAAGAGAAAACUGAAAAUAACGAAAAACAAACUGGAAAGACUAUGGGAGGAGCAGUGCCACUGGGAUGGUUCUCGCUGAUGCCAUCAACAUGAGACUAUGGGCAGCAGGUGAGGCGGGGACCCCUGCAAAUGGUGGCGUUCUCCCAGAACCCUGCCUCUAAGCUUCCUGCGACACCCACACCCAGUGUGUUAGUAGGCGGCAGGUGCACAGCACAGCUGUUUCCAGCGAAGUCCUGGAGUCUGGGAACAUGGUUAGCUCAGUGGAGGGAGGGAGACUGUUUCCACAGGUUUCCUGCACAGGGCACAACUUAGAGUUGAACCAAGGUUAGUUACGGUGGCAGGUGGAUCUCUGUGAGUUCAAGACCAACCUGGUCAACGAAGCCAAAGCUAUAAUAAUAGACCCUUUCUUGAAAAAAGAAAGUUGAAUCAUAAACAAGAAAAACUUUCCUUUUGAUUUCAGACAAAGUUUCCCACCUCCCAUGUGGGCUUUGAACCUGCUGUGUGGCCAAGGAUGAUAGCUCAACCUCAGAUCCUCCUGCCUCCACUUCUGAGCACUGGGCUAACAGUGUAAGCACACAUACCAUGUGUAUGUGUACCCUCUAACGCGGUGCUGGGACUCAAACCAGAGCUCUGUAAGCACUAAACAAGUGCUCCUACCGACUGAGCGCCACCUUCAGCCUCAGGUUUUUCUUUGAGAUAGGGAUUAUAGGUGUUUGCCACCAUGCCCUGCCUAAGACAACUUAAGAUGGAGAGGACUUCAGCUGUCAAGUCCUCUUGCACAGGGCCUUCCUAAUAGACUGAG